UGGGCCUGCUCAACAUUUUUACACAUGCCACAGAGCAUAUGCUGUUAAUUGCUUAAUUGUAUCAUGCAGUACACCUAUAUGUAAGCAUCUGCAUUCUUUAUGUUUCUCUACUCAUUUAUUCAGGUUUAUCCUUCAGUGGCUUAAUUUGUGUUAACCUAAACCUUAUUUUUCCUGAAUUUAACAUUUGAUUAAAAAAGCAGUUCUUAAUGUUCAUGCAUUGACACAUUUGUAUUACUUACCAAAGGAGCAUGCUGUUUGGACUCAAUGUAAGGUUUAAACCUAAUGGGUUGAUUGCAUAGGACCUGAAAGCUUUCAUCCGAUUGUCUUUAUUGACUGCAUUGAUUCACCACCAGGUGCCAGUAUUUUACCAAUCAGUUGGGCUGGCAGUAGCAAGGCAUGGGGAGAGGUUUCUGAAAUAGGCUACGCAACUUCUGAUAUCAACCAAAAAUCUUAUGAUGUCAGUUAGCCGUAUCGUAAUUUCAUGAAAUUAUAACAAAUUAUGUACACACCAAAGCAUUAAAAAGGUAAUGUCAUGCAGUGUCCUGUAAAAAAUGUCAUUUUUCUGUCAUUUUUUUUGCAUGUGUUCUCAUAAAUAAAUUGUUUUCACAUGUCUCUUAUGCAGUUGCUGUUAGCAAUUUGAUGGUGACUUGUGGGAAGUCAUUCUAAGUGGAAGGGACAUAAAAAAAGUUUGUUUACACUGUCUGUUUACACUGUUAAUUUUACACACCUCAAGAGGCUUUGUAAAUGACAUAAACGUAUUAACAAUAGAUUCUUCGCAAUAUCAACAGAUACGGCAGAAAAAUGACAGAGGACCAAGAAUGUUUUUGUCGUCCUUAUCUUUCGAGAGUAAUUUUUCAUCCUGUGACAUUACCUUCAUUGAACUUUUCCUGUGCAGCAUAAUGGGCUGAUCAUUCUCAGCCUUUUGGUCAUGUGGCAGUAGUGCUACCAUUAAAAUUGAAUGCGUUUUUGCUAGAGAACAAAGGACACGUGGACCUGCUCAGGUCUUAAUUACCCAGCCUUCUUACACUGCGUAGCUAGUAAUUAGUAAAUAUGCAAAACUUAAUUUUGUGUUUUCUUCCCAAACAACCAAGCUGCAGCAAAAGGUUUCAUAGUUUAACAUUAAACAGCAGAAAGACAACAAAACUAAAAAAUAUGUCAACCAAAUUUCAACAGGGUGAUAUCAAUAUGAUAACAUGAAUUGCUAAAUAGACCAGGUGGAGAAACUGCAAUGUAAAUACUGAUUCAAAGAGCAAACGAUUACUCAGACUAGACCUUUAGAAACCACAGACAUCAUGUUAUGGGUGAAAAGGUUGUCUAGACAAUAAUGUAGGUACGUCAAAUAUGUCAGAUUUUUAAAUAAGAAUUUAAUUCAUUCUGCCGGGUCUUCAGGAAAACUGCAGAGGUGGAUAUAUCCAGACUCUAAUUCCACACCGUUUAAUAUCCACAAUUCUGCAAACAAACAAAAAAAGCAGUAGCACUGAACAGCCUCCCAGCAUUAUCUCUGAAUUCAGCUCCAUGGCAGGCCAUCAAAAAGCAACUUAUUCCCACUCUACCUUUUCAAAAACAUAUUAAUCUACCGCUGUCCAAUAAGAGACCUGCCGUUUGCCGUGCAGCCAAUCAGAUACGCGGAGAGUGCUCAGCCUUCAGGCCAAUCCUGGCCAGCAUUCUAAUGUGGCCCAUCUUUAUCAAGAAGGUGUCAGUCCUCUUUAAGGUACAUCUUAUUUAUUACCUUGGAGGAAAGUGCUGGGGAAGGGCAUUUGUCUUAAGGAGCAACUGUAACACUCCUUCUCUGGUGGGCGCACGGCUGAUGUUUACCUUGGAAUUAUCGUACAAUGGCACAAAACAGGUGAGAGGGAGCUGGUUUUAUGUUUGGCGCUGACUGCUGAUCUCUCACGAACCACGAAGCCACCGAAGCUCUCACCGCAGAACUGGCACGGUCUCCUCUGAGAGAGGGAGGCACCACACCGCCUGACCACAUCCAUCCCCCAAAUUUCAGGGGGGCGGAGGACUAAACCGGAAGAAAGGCAAACGCAAAAGAGGGCAUUUCAGAUUCAGAACUCACCGGCUGGACCAGAGGGAGGCAGUCCUGUUGGACGGAAACCCCGGGGGGCUUUUCAUGUCGGGUCCAGAGUGAAGGAGCGUGUGGAGACAGCUGGCGUCCUGAGGCUUUCCCCAUGGAUCCAAACAUCUCGGGGUCUUUCCUGUUCAACAACGGCCUGAACCAGUUCCCCUCGGACGUCAAGGCGCCCAUGUGCCAGUACUCGGUGCAGAACUCGUUCUACAAGCUCAACCCGGGCCUCAACAGCCAGCUGCAGGCCGGGACGCCGCACGGCAUCAGCGACAUCCUCAGCCGCUCCAUGGUGGGCGCCCCCAGCACCGCCCUCCUCUCCGGGUACUCCACCAUGGGGGGGUUUGGCACCGUGGCCACGCCGGGGGUCUACUACAACCGGGACUACAACGCCUCGCUGGGCGGCUUCUCCAAGCCCGGUUCGGAGUGCCUGACGAAGGGCCGCGGCGGGGGCUGCUGGGGGGAGGCCGGGUACGAGUGGAGAGGCGGCAGACAGCCGUGCAGCAACAGCACCGGACACCUAAGUGAGGCGGUGGGGAGGAAAAAGCACACCAGACCCACCUUCAGCGGACACCAGAUCUUUGCGCUGGAGAAAACAUUCGAGCAGACCAAAUACCUGGCGGGGCCGGAGAGAGCCAGGCUGGCAUACUCGCUGGGCAUGACCGAGUCUCAGGUCAAGGUGUGGUUCCAGAACCGACGCACAAAGUGGCGCAAGAAGAGCGCCUCCGAGCCCAGCUCCACCCAGGCCUCCAGAGGGGAGCAGGGGGGCGACACCUCGGAGAACGAGGUGGAGGACGAGGAGUACAACAAGCCCCUGGACCCCGACUCGGACGACGAGAAGAUCCGCCUGCUUCUACGCAAGCAUCGGCGGGCUUUCUCUGUGCUCCGACUCGGACCCCAUCACGUCUGACAAGUACACACACGCAGGCACACACACACACACACACACACACACACACACAUACACACACAGUCUACAGACACUGGCCUGUCAAUUAAAUCAAGCUGUAUACUGAAACACAAAUGAACUACAGGUGUGUGCACAAAUAAAUCAAUAUACUAGCAUUAAGUAACAAAAUCAUUGAAUCAUGGGUGCAAAGAUGGCUAGCUACAGUCCCAUUGACACUAGCUAACUGAACAACUGACAUCACGUGUUGAUAUUUAUUUUUUAGAGUCAGCAUAGUUUACUCAUUCAGGGCAUACAUACGCUUAAGUAUCUAGGUCAUCCGAGCCCAUUAUGCUAUUCUGAGUAUGUUAGAGAUCUGUUUACAGUCAUCACUGACAGAAGCAGAAUGAGCAAAGGCUUUAGUUUAAUUCACUUGCCCUCGUGUCAACCGAAAACAAGUAAACCGGGAAUCAUAAAUAGACUUCUGGAGUGGCCCACUGUAAAAGAACAUCUUUCAGCAGAUUAAACGACACACACAACGAAGAAUGUCAGCCACGGGCUUGUGUAAAUUUUCUGCAAUUUAUUCAUUGUAAAUCUGUGAUUGUGAUCAUGCAAAAUGCUAGCAAGUGACAACCCAAUAUUUACAGGUACACUACCUGACUGACUUCCAUGACUGUAAAUACAAUUUACAAUUAAAGUGCAGUAAUUUAUUGUAAAGUGAGACUGGGUGCCUGAAACUGCGGUUUCUCAAUGGGAAUCUCUUUGGCUGGCUGUUGUGGCAUUGUGGUCCAUGUUUUUAAAAAAACGCAUGCAUUUCUAAGCAGAUCGAUCCCCAAGCCUUCAGCCACCUAAAAGCUGUGUAAAUGAACUGAGAAAUUGUAUAAUAAAAACUAUGGAUUACUA
Anguilla anguilla (European eel) is the source of this 3857-nucleotide messenger RNA. It is a transcript of the gene nkx6-3, whose product is annotated as NK6 homeobox 3. Gene Ontology annotation, cellular component: nucleus. NCBI's taxonomy places the organism in Eukaryota, Metazoa, Chordata, Actinopteri, Anguilliformes, Anguillidae. Gene Ontology annotation, biological process: regulation of transcription by RNA polymerase II; cell differentiation. Bases 2175 to 2978 code for a protein of 267 amino acids. The transcript is spliced from 3 exons. The record is from RefSeq and is a predicted model, not a curated record. Gene Ontology annotation, molecular function: DNA-binding transcription factor activity, RNA polymerase II-specific; RNA polymerase II cis-regulatory region sequence-specific DNA binding.